GUGGUGAAGAAGCCGAGUACCUACACUCUUACUCCUGGUCAACUGCAAGCUGUUUCAGAAAUUAUUUGGGAUUUAGAGAGGCCAGUUCCAAUGAAUCGGCUACUGCAGGGUGAUGUUGGAUGUGGGAAAACUAUUGUUGCUUUUCUUGCAUGCAUGGAGGUUAUUGGUUCUGGCUAUCAUGUUGCUUUCAUGGUUCCAACUGAGUUGCUUGCAAUCCAGCAUUAUGAACACUUGCUUACCUUGCUUGAAAACUUGGGUGAGGCCGAGUUCAAGCCGACUGUUGCUUUACUCACUGGUUCAACCCCACUAAAACAAUCGUGGAUGAUUCGUAAGGGUAUCCAGACUGGAGAAAUUUCAAUGGCCAUUGGAACCCACAGUUUGAUAGCAGAAAGUGUGGAAUUCUCAGCCUUAGGUAUUGCUGUGGUGGAUGAGCAGCAUCGCUUUGGUGUGAUUCAAAGAGGAAGAUUUAACAGUAAGUUAUUUUAUAAAUCUACAAUUUCGAGUAUGGAAGAUGAUGCUAUUACGGAUGGGUCGUCAAAGAGUGAUGAUUAUAUGGCUCCACAUGUUCUUGCCAUGUCUGCUACUCCCAUCCCAAGGACACUUGCGCUCACUUUAUAUGGUGAUAUGUCACUGACACAGAUAACCGAUUUACCACCAGGAAGAAUUCCUGUUCAAACAUGCACCAUUGAAGGAAAUGACAAAGGAUUCGAGGAGGCCUACAAGAUGAUGAUGGAUGAGUUGAAAGAUGGUGGGAAAGUUUAUCUUGUCUACCCAAUUAUCGAGCUUUCGGAGCAGUUACCUCAGCUUCGUGUUGCUUCUGCAGAUCUCAAAUCUAUCUCAGACCGGUUUCCAGGAUACAAUUGUGGUUUAUUACAUGGAAGAAUGAGAAAUGAAGAAGAAUCAACCAUAUAACCUUCAGCCUGGGUA
Lathyrus oleraceus (garden pea) is the source of this 927-nucleotide messenger RNA. Its product is annotated as ATP-dependent DNA helicase homolog RECG, chloroplastic. The record is from RefSeq and is a predicted model, not a curated record. The coding region runs from base 91 to 912 and encodes 273 amino acids. The transcript has a single exon. Gene Ontology annotation, molecular function: nucleic acid binding; DNA helicase activity; ATP binding. Lineage: Eukaryota; Viridiplantae; Streptophyta; Magnoliopsida; Fabales; Fabaceae. Gene Ontology annotation, biological process: DNA repair.